AUGCCUGCACACCUCGACGCCAUCGUCAAGGCGUACCGCGGCACUUCCAAGCGCGCGGCCGGUUCAGGAACCGCCACCAAUACCCCCGAGGCCGAGGAUGUCUCAUACCUCACCAACGUGGCCAUCGGUACCCCCGCCCAGACCCUCCCUCUCGACUUCGACACCGGUUCGAGCGACCUGUGGGUCUUCAGCUCUGAGACUCCGAGCGACGAGGUCAACGGCCAGAAGACGUACGACGCGGCAUCGAGCACGACGGCCAAGCAGCUGAGUGGCGCGACCUGGUCUAUCAGCUACGGUGACGGCAGCUCCUCCAGCGGCAACGUCUACACUGACACCGUCACCAUUGGUAACCUCACAUAUGCCUCCCAGGCAGUCGAGGCCGCCACCACCGUCUCGGACGAGUUCACCGAGGACUCUGCCAACUCUGGCCUCGUCGGCCUGGCCAUGAGCAGCCUCAACACCGUCUCCCCUACCGCCCAGAACACCUUCUUUGACAACAUCAAGUCGACCCUGACCUCGCCUCUCUUCGUGGCCAAUCUCAACCAUGACGCUCCCGGUACCUACACCUUUGGUGCCAUCGACUUCACCGGCACUGUUCUCUAUGCCGACCUGUACAACACCAGCCAGGAUCUCUCUGGCUACUGGACCUUCCAGUCCACAGGCUAUGCCCGCGCUGUCACCCUGACCGACGAGACCAUCACCGGCAUUGCUGACACCGGCACCACCCUGCUCAUGCUGCCUGACGACGUCGUUGCCGCCUACUACGCCCAGGUCUCAGGCGCCGAGGACAGCACCGCCGAGGGCGGCUACGUCUUCCCCUGCGACAGCACCAUGCCCGAUUUCUCCUUUGGUGUGGGUGAUGGUGCCAUCACCGUGCCCGGUGACUACAUCAACUGGUCUGCCGUCGACACCACCAACACCACCUGCUACGGUGGCCUGCAGAGCGACGCCUCCAUUGGCUUCUCCAUCUUUGGCGAUAUCGCUCUCAAGUCUGCGUACGUGGUCUUUGAUGGUGGUGAGCAGCGCGUCGGCUGGGCUCAGAAGGCCAGUGUAUAAAAAAAAAAAAAAAAAUCCUCGACGACAAUUCAUGAGUGCGAGAGAAGAAAAAAAAAAAGAUCAAAGAGAGGGUGAAAGGAUGAAAUCGAGACGAUUGAAUCCGAGCUCCUCCUUCUUUCCCGUUGGGUUUCGAUGGUGAGGGAAGGUGCUUGCAUGAAAGAACAUACCCAAUUUUCCCCUAACCUUGUAUGCUCUAGACUAGCGUCGUUUUGUUACCAGCCUUUUCCAGGCUCUUGCUUUUUUCUUCUUUUUCCUUUUCUUCUGCAUUGUGCUUCAUCCUUUUUCUAUCUUCUUCUCCUGCUCAUAUUUUUCUUUCUCCAUCAUCGAAGAUACUAGAUAGCAAGAUAUCCUUAUCCUGUGCAUUAGCAUUAUCAAUAUGUCUGUACUUUUGGUGUUGAAUUAGUAUGGCAAUCAAUCUUGAUACCACUCAAUACAUUUUUUUUGCUUC
Messenger RNA from Cryphonectria parasitica EP155, 1504 nucleotides. RefSeq names its product peptidase A1. The record is from RefSeq and is a predicted model, not a curated record. The coding region runs from base 1 to 1056 and encodes 351 amino acids. The transcript has 2 exons. Gene Ontology annotation, molecular function: aspartic-type endopeptidase activity. Gene Ontology annotation, biological process: proteolysis. Lineage: Eukaryota; Fungi; Ascomycota; Sordariomycetes; Diaporthales; Cryphonectriaceae.